Cynoglossus semilaevis (tongue sole) is the source of this 1578-nucleotide messenger RNA. RefSeq names its product olfactory receptor 1019-like. The coding region runs from base 344 to 1297 and encodes 317 amino acids. The record is from RefSeq and is a predicted model, not a curated record. Gene Ontology annotation, molecular function: odorant binding; G protein-coupled receptor activity; olfactory receptor activity. Lineage: Eukaryota; Metazoa; Chordata; Actinopteri; Pleuronectiformes; Cynoglossidae. The transcript has 2 exons. Gene Ontology annotation, cellular component: membrane. Gene Ontology annotation, biological process: G protein-coupled receptor signaling pathway; detection of chemical stimulus involved in sensory perception of smell.
GACAGUUCAUUUGGACGGUGAACGUGGUUCUUUCUGAAGUUCAGUCCAGUCGUUGUCCUCGACAACAUUAAUGUUGUUGUACAGUCCUGAACAGUCCAUCUGACUGUUGUGUCAGUCAGACUGGACGUCUGACCCAAAGUUGAAAGUUGAACCCUCAUUGUUCAUCAAAGCGUCCACAGGACGACUGACAGAUUGUUUCACUGAUCACUGAUUGGCUGGUUUCAUUCCAAGCAUGCGCCCCCUGUCUUCAGUCAGGAUAUAAUUACCAGUCAGAGUGAAGCAGGGCAGUGGCCUGUGAAUGCACCGCCGCUCCAUGUCAUGAUGACAUGCUGCUUCUUUGUCCAUGAUGGGAAAUGUCACUUUGAUCACAAUGUUUUUUCUCUCUGGUUUAGAUGAAAAGAUGAGCCACAGGUUUAUUCUCUUCUCACUCACUCUGCUCUGUUAUUGUUUAAUUUUACUGGUAAAUAUUUCUCUGGUUUUAGUCAUCAUUCUGGACAGAAACCUCCAUGAGCCCAUGUACAUUCUGCUCUGCACAUUCUGCAUCAACGGACUCUAUGGCACCGCAGGUUUCUACCCUAAGUUCCUGUGGGAUCUGCUCUCUCCUCUCCACGUCAUCUCUUACUCCGGCUGCCUGGUCCAGGCCCAGGUCAUGUACUCCUUCGCCUGCGGUGACCUCUCCAUACUGGCGGUGAUGGCGUACGACAGAUAUGUGGCCAUAUGUCGACCGCUGCAGUACCACGCUGUCAUGUCCAAGCAGAGAGUGUUAAAGUUGGCGUUCUUCUCCUGGUUCACGCCUGCCUGUAUUUUAGCCGUUAACAUUUCCCUGACGUCCAGGCUGAGGCUGUGCAGCGCCUUCAUCGCCCGGCUCUUCUGCGCCAACUGGAUCAUCGUGACACUGGCGUGUUGUAUCGGGACACGGGCGGGGUGUCCUGCUGUGACCCUGAUCAACAACAUAGUCGCGUGCAUUACCAUCGUCUUCUACUUUUUCCACGGCGUCUUCAUCGUGUGGACGUACAUGUGUCUGGUCCGCAUGUGUGUGAACUCCGUAGAAAACAGGGCCAAGUUCAUGCAGACGUGCGUGCCACACCUGCUGUCCUUGACCACUUUUCUCCUCACCAUCCUUUUUGACGUCAUGAACAUGCGUUUCUCUUCGGUUGAAUUACCUCCGCACCUCAAAAACCUCCUGUCCGUGGAGUUCCUCGUCAUCCCUCCUCUGAUGAAUCCUCUGAUAUACGGCUUCAAGUUGACCAAGAUUAGAAAAAAGUUUGUAGCUCUAUUGUCGAUUAAAAACACUUAGGUUAUGACUCUGAUCCUGAUCUGUAGUUUUUUUCUUCCAUUAGUACCUGUUACUGAAACACUGGUGAACUGGUGGGUUCUUAAUGCAGAGGUUCUCAACAUAACCGCCCUCGUUUCUUAAUGCUGGGUCUUUGGACAUGUAUUUAUAUAUCUGUAUCUGUAUAUUUUUCAAUCUAGUAAUACUAUAUCUAGUAAUACUGUAUGUAUGGAUAAUGUGUUGUUAUUUAUUUAAGUUACAAAUGCUGUUCAUUGCUGUAACAAAAUAAAAUAAAAAAUUCUGCG